AUGUUGCUGAACGAUCGUCCCUCCGCUUCGAAUUAUUUCAACUCAACGGUGUUGCAGGAAUGGACACGUGCCACAAAUGUGCGCAUACGCUUGUUGCGUACCAAAAAUUUACUUGGCCAUUUGAUGUCGGUAGCACGUCAGGAUCCGACAGUUACGCGUCGUUAUUUCUACUCGAUUAAGGAUAUUUCGAUUGGUGGUCGCUGCAUGUGUAACGGUCAUGCGGAUACUUGCGAUGUGAAGGAUCCGAAAAGUCCGGUGCGUAUUUUGGCAUGCCGCUGCCAGCAUCGCACCUGUGGCAUACAAUGUAACGAAUGCUGUCCGGGCUUUGAGCAGAAGAAAUGGCGACAGAACACCAAUGCGCAUCCAUUCGAAUGCGAACCUUGCAAUUGCCACGGUCACACGAACGAAUGUGAUUAUGAUGAGGAAGUCGAUCGCAAGGCUUUGUCGCUGGAUAUACAUGGGCGCUACGAUGGCGGUGGCGUCUGCAAGAAUUGUCAACACAACACCGAGGGCAUCAACUGCAACAAGUGUAAGGGCAAAUAUUAUCGACCGUUCGGCAAAUUCUGGAAUGAGACUGAUGUGUGUCAACCUUGCAACUGUGAAUACUUCUACUCGACCGGCCAUUGUGAGGAGGAAACUGGCCGAUGCGAAUGUCGUAAGGCCUUCCAACCGCCAAAUUGCGACUCUUGCGCCUAUGGCUACUAUGGCUAUCCCAAUUGUCGUGAGUGUGAGUGCAACUUGAAUGGCACUGAGGGUCAUCAUUGCGAGCCAAUUAAUGGCGAAUGUCCAUGUAAAAUCAAUUUCGCUGGCCAUUAUUGUAAACAGUGCGCCGAAGGUUUCUAUGCUUUUCCCGAAUGUAAAACUUGCCAGUGUAAUAAGAUUGGCUCGAUCAGCAAUGACUGCGAUGUGGUGACGGGUCAAUGCAAGUGCCUAAGCAGCUUUGGUGGUGAGCAGUGCGAGCAUUGUAAAGAUGGCUACUACAACUAUCCCAAGUGUCAAUAUUGCGAUUGCGACAUUCAGGGCACAGAAUCGGAAAUCUGUAAUAAAGAGACAGGCCAAUGUAUUUGCCGCGAAGGAUUUGGUGGGCCACGUUGUGACAUAUGCCUACCUGGUUACUAUGAUUAUCCGGCCUGCAAGCACUGUAACUGUUCUACAGAAGGCAGCACAGCCAUCACCUGCGACAACACUGGCAAAUGUAACUGUCUACCCAACUUUGCCGGCAAACAAUGUACACUUUGCAGUGCUGGCUACUACAGUUACCCGCAAUGCUUGCCUUGCAACUGCGACGUGCACGGAUCCGAAGGUGUCACCUGUAAUGCGGAUGGACAGUGUUCGUGCUACCCCAAUUUCGGCGGCAAACUUUGCGACUCCUGUAAGGAGGGUUUCUACAACUUCCCCAGCUGUGAAGAUUGCAAUUGUGAUCCGGCUGGUGUUAUUGACAAGUUUGCUGGCUGCGGCUCAGUGCCAAUAGGCGAAUUGUGUCAGUGCAAGGAACGCGUUACGGGCCGUAUUUGUAACGAAUGUAAACCGUUGUACUGGAAUUUGACUAUCAGCAAUCCAGAUGGCUGCGAAGUGUGUGACUGUUGGACGGAUGGUACAAUUGCCGCCUUGGAUACGUGUCUAUCGAAGUCGGGACAAUGUACGUGCAAGCCUCAUACACAGGGACGCACUUGUAGAGAGUGCAAAGAUGGCACAUACGAUUUGGAUGGCUCAUCGCUGUUCGGUUGCAAGGACUGCAGCUGUGAUGUGGGCGGUGCGGAACGUAGGGAAUGCGAUAAAUUGACUGGACAGUGUAAGUGUCAUCCGCGUGUGACUGGACGAGGUUGCACGCAGCCGCUGACAACUCACUACUUCCCCACGCUGCAUCAAUUCCAAUAUGAAUACGAAGAAGGCUCACAGCCGUCGGGUGCACAAGUGCGCUAUCAAUACGAUGAGAAUGUGUUUCCCGGUUUCAGUAGCAAAGGUUAUGCGGUCUUCAAUGACAUACAGAAUGAAGUGCGUAAUGAGUUUAUGGUGAAGAAAUCUUCACUAUAUCGCAUCGUAAUACGCUAUGUAAAUCAAAAUCCCUUCAAUGUGACUGCCAGUAUACUCAUACAGUCGGAAAAUCCAAUCGAAGCGGAUCAAAAUGUCAAAGUGCUGCUGCGUCCAACAACCGCCCCACAAUUCGUAACUGUCUCGGGCGUAAAGGGUAAUAAGCCAUCACCGAUUGUUUUGGAUCCUGGUUCCCGCUACACUUUCACAACAAAAGCAAGCAAGAAUGUAAUGCUCGACUAUUUCGUGCUACUGCCAGCGGCCUACUAUGAAGCCUCAGUGUUGACACGCAAGAUCACAAAUCCUUGCGAAUUGGGCAAUAUGGAGCUGUGUCGUCAUUAUAAAUACGCCUCCGUGGAUGACUUCCAGCCAUCCUCCACACCCUUCAUUGUUGGUGCCAAUGGCAAACCUACAAAUCCCAUCGAAGUGUACGAUGAUCCUGAGCAUUUAUCGAUCAUCGGUCAUGUGGGUGAUAUACCAGUUAUCAGCGAUACUCAGCGCGAGCUUAGCUACAUUGUCGAUGUGCCGCAUAGUGGGCGUUAUAUUUUCGUAAUCGAUUAUGUAAGCGUGCGCCAAUUUGCCGAGCCAUACUUCGUCAAACUGCGUUUGGGCAAUAAUGAGGAGGACUACGGCACUACCACCUUAUAUCCUUGCGUCUAUUCAAUGGCCUGUCGCACGCCGAUCAUCGAUGAGAACAGUCGUGAGAAACCGUUUUACAUUUCUAAGGAUGAUCUAAAGCCCGUAAUCGUUAGUACUGACUACGACGAUUUUGGCCGUGUUGCGAUUAUUUCCGUGACUGCCAUACCAGUGGAUAAAUGGUCCAUUGACUAUAUCGAACCCAGUGCUGUUUGCGUUACACACAAUAAUCAAUGUGCCGCACCGAAAUUCCGCUCGGUACCCGACUCGAAGAAAAUCGAAUUUGAAACUGAUCACGAAGAUCGCGUUGCUGAAAAUAAGCCACCAUAUGCUGCGUUGGAUGAGCGUGUGAAGCUGGUAUAUUUGGAUAAUAAGGAAAACAUGAGCACCAUUGUGAUUGACUCACAAGUAAGCGAACCGGGAAGAUAUGUCAUUUUGGUCAAAUACUACCAGCCGCAUCAUCCGAAAUACAAUGUUCUCUACACGCUGACCACAGCCAAGAAUCAAUAUAGCGGCAAAUUCGAUAUUAGUCAUUGUCCGUCCAGUUCUGGCUGUCGUGGUGUUAUACAACCUACUGGCGAAGAUGAGUGGUUCGAUAUUGAAGACGAUUUCAAAUUCACUUUAACGAAUACACGCCCACAAGGUGUCUGGCUUGACUACUUGGUGAUCGUACCAAUAAACCAGUACAAUGACGAUUUACUCGUUGAGGAAUUGUUCGACCAGACGAAGGAGUUCAUCAAAGAUUGUGGUCAAGAUCACUUCCACAUCACCCAUAAUGCCUCCGAGUUUUGCAAGAAAUCAGUCUUCUCGCUAACAGCUGAGCACAAUAUUGGCGCGCUGCCCUGCAAUUGUGACUACGAGGGUUCCAUCAGCUUUGAAUGCCAUCCGUUUGGCGGUCAAUGUCAGUGCAAACCGAAUGUAAUCGGUCGGCAAUGUAAUGCCUGCCGCACUGGCUUUUACGGCUUCCCCGAAUGUAAGCCUUGCGACUGUCCCAGCACGGCCAUGUGCGAACCCAAUACCGGCGAAUGCGUGUGCCCACCGAAUGUGAUGGGCGAACAGUGUGAGAAGUGCAUGCCCAACACAUAUGGCUUCCAUCAGAUAAUAGGCUGUGAAGACUGUAAUUGCAAUUAUUUGGGUAUUGCGAAUGGUAAUCAGCAGUGCGACAUGUUCAACGGCUCGUGCGAGUGUCGUCAAAAUAUAGAAGGACGCGCUUGCGACAUAUGCUCGAAUGGGUACUUCGAUUUUCCGCGUUGUGACCGUUGUAGUUGCAAUGUGGCUGGUACCAUGGCGGAAAUUUGUGAUAAGGUCGAUGGCAGUUGCUUCUGCAAAAGCAAUGUUGUGGGUCGGGAUUGCGAUCAGUGUCAGGAGGGCACAUACAAUCUGCAGGAUAGCAAUGCGGAUGGCUGCACAUCUUGUUUCUGCUUUGGCAAGACCACACGCUGCGAGAGCGCCUACUUGCGGGUCUACAAUGUCAGCUUGUUGAAGAAGGUUACCCUCAACUCAGCGCAGUUCAAUGAGAAGGAGAUUGAUUUCCAAAUUUGGGAUAUACCGCAAGAGGAACUGUUGGUUAAUGAGACCACGUUGAAGGCAGAUUUCUCAUUCCACGAAGUGAACGAUGUGGAGGCCGAAGACGUUGUGUAUUUCGGUGUGCUCGACUAUCUACUCAAUCAGAAUAGCCACAUAUCGGCUUAUGGUGGCGAACUCGCCUACACAUUGUACUACACUACCGGCCCGUCUGGCAAGCCAUUGCUGGCGCCUGAUGUCAUUUUACUCAGCAAAGAUCAUUUACUGGUACAUCAAAGCUAUGAGCAGCCCACGAGCAAUCAGGCGUUCACAAAUCGCGUACAAAUGGUUGAGUCAAACUUCCAAACACAGAAUGGCAAAUUGGUUACACGCGCUGAGUUCAUGAUGGCGCUACGUGACCUGAAGAUGAUCUUCAUACGUGCCAAUUACUAUGAGCAGACCUUCAUUUCGUAUCUGUCCAACGCAUACUUGACGCUCGCCGACGAAGACGAGGAAAAUUUUGGUGAUUACCAAUUCCUAGCGGUUGAACGCUGCCACUGUCCACCUGGCUAUACAGGCUUGUCUUGCGAAGAUUGCGCACCUGGUUACUACCGUGACACAAACGGUCCUUACGGUGGCUAUUGUAUACCGUGCGAGUGCAAUGGACAUGCCCAAACUUGCGACUGCGCCACAGGAAUUUGCAAAGAUUGCCUACACACAACGACCGGCGAUCACUGCGAGCUCUGCCAGGAGGGCUACUAUGGCAAUGCCACUUAUGGCUCACCACACGAUUGCAUGAUUUGCGCUUGUCCAUUGCCCUAUGAAACUAACAAUUUUGCGACGAGCUGUGAAAUCUCCGAAUCCGGCCAUGAAAUACACUGUGAAUGCAAACCGGGUUACACUGGUCCACGUUGUGAGGCGUGCGCCAACGGUUUUUAUGGUCAACCCGAGAAGGCUGGUGACUACUGCAAACCUUGUGAAUGCUCUGGCAAUAUUAAUCCACAAGAGCCGGGCUCGUGCGACACUAUCACCGGCGAGUGCUUGCUUUGCUUGAACAACACCUUUGGCGUGGCCUGUAAUUUGUGCAAGCCGGGUUUCUAUGGUGAUGCAGUGAAUCUGAAGAACUGCCAGAGCUGUGAUUGUGAAGAAUUGGGUACGCUAGAGUGCGAUCCGUAUGAGGGUAAAUGCCAUUGCCACGAGAAUGUAAUAGGCGACCGCUGUGAUCGUUGUAAACCGGAUCAUUAUGGUUUCGAUUCGGGUUUGGGUUGUCGCGCGUGCGAUUGUGGUGUGGCCUCCAACUCCACGCAAUGCGAUGGGCACACAGGUAAAUGUGCUUGCAAGCCGGGUGUUACGGGACGCCAGUGUGAUCGCUGCGCCGUAGAUCAUUGGAAUUACACAGAACAAGGCUGCCAGCCAUGCCGCUGCAAUCAAGGCUAUUCGCGUGGAUUUGGCUGUAACGCAUUUACUGGCCAGUGCGAAUGUUUGCCCGGCGUCAUUGGCGAUCGUUGCGAUGCAUGUCCCCACCGCUGGGUGUUGGUUAAGGAUGAAGGCUGCUUCCAAUGUGAUUCGUGCCACGAUGCGCUGCUGGAUGUGACCGAUAGUCUACGCUAUCAAAUCGAUCCAGUUGUCCAUGAAUUCCAAUCGGUGGCGCUCGCAUUUUUCACGAGUCAGAAGUUGAACUACUACAAUGAUUUGACCGAUAAAAUUGCGCCUGAUGUCGCAAGUCUCGAUCCGAAACGCAUUAAUUUGGAUCCAGCGCGUGCUUUGGUUGCUGAAUUGGAAUCGGAGGCGAAGAUGUAUGGCAAAGCGGUUAAUUUCAGCAUGAGUAAUGCAUUGGACAGCCGUCAGGCGGCGAGUGAGUUGAUAGUGAAUGCAACUGAUUUGCGUGAGAGGUCUAAGCUGAGCGCCUUUGAGGCACGCGAUGCCAUAAACUCGGUGGAUGCGCUUUCCAAAAACCUGGAAACGGCGGCCAGCACGAAGAUCGAUAGUGCACUGGAAGAAGCGCAGCGUAUACUGCAAGAACUGAGUGAUACCAAAAUCGAUUUGGCUGCCAAUCAGAAGAUACUGAACAAAUCCAGAGAAGUCACAACAGAGGUGGACAUACUUAUUUCACCGAUCAAGAUCCAAAAUGAGACGUUGAAUGUGCUGAAGGACGAUAUUGGCGAUUUAAGUGAUAAACUUGAAGAUCUCUACUAUUGGAGCGGCAAUGCGACAAAUAAUGCCUACGACGUGGAACACUUAAACGACUUGAAUAAGCAAGCGUUUGAUAACUCCAAAUUCGAUACAGUUUCUGAUCAACAAAAGGAGGCGGACAAAAACAUUGUAGAAGCCGGAAAAUACCUUAUUAACGGUGACCUGGCAUUAGUCGAUAUAGAUAAUCGUAUUAUGCAACUCUCCAGUGUACUCUCCGAUCUAAAAGAUAUCAACAAGAAUGUUGACGACGAUUUGCCCGAAAUGGAGAAGGAAAAUAGCGAAGUAAGCGAGUUGGCGGUACAGGCCAUACGACGCGCUGACGAAUUGAGCGAAAGCGCACAUGAUCUCACCGAGCAGUACGCCGACAUGACCGCCAACGCGGAACCGGCAAUUAGAGCGGCAACAGCCUAUAGCGACAUCGUAGAUGCGGUCUCUUCAGCGCAACAGUUUACCAAGGAGGCCAAAUUCGCUGCUGGUAAUGCAACGGAAAUCACAGAUGGCAUUGAAGAUCGCGCCGGUCGUGCAGAUAAAGACUCUGGUGAGCUGCUGCAAAAAGCGCGUGGCUCCUUGAACAAGGUGCAGAGCGAGCUGGAACCACGUUUGAAUGUCUCCGCUACCAAAGUGGAGGGUAUAUCCAAUUUGAAUAAGAACACCGAGAAGCGUCUGGAACAGAUUAACAUCGAUUUGCAAAAGUUGUCGGUCGAUACGCAACGCGAUCUAUGGACGAAUGCCAACCAGAAUGCCAGCGACGCGCUGAACAUAAUUGACGGUGCGCUGAACGUUUUGCGGCCAGUAAGUGAGCAAACGGAGAAGGAGCUGGAGAAGGCGCGCAACAUUUCGAAGGAUAUUGAUGGCACAACCAAAGACUUGUCACAGGCUAGAUCGCAGUUAGACACGGUGGAAGACACAAUACCGCAGCUGAAUGAAUUGGCGGAAAUAAUCGAGCAAGAACAGGCGAAUGUGGAAGAGAUCGGUCAGUUGUUGGGCGAAGAUAUUGAGAACUUGAAGCGCCAAAUUGAAACUGCACGCCAGAUUGCCAAUGACAUUAAGGUGGGCGUACGCUUCUCGCCAGGCACCGUAUUGGAACUGAAGACACCGGAGACUACACCACUCUUAGCCACCAAGACGAAGGUGUCAGCCUAUUUCAAGACAGAGAAACCAAACGGCUUCCUCAUGUACUUGGGUAAUCACAAUAGAACCUCAUCGGUUGGCACUUUGCCCGCAAACAAGGACAACGAAGACUUCAUGGCGCUCGAGAUCGUAAAUGGCUAUCCGAUUUUGACGAUCGAUGUAGGUAAUGGUCCCGAACGUAUCACAAGUGAUAAGUAUGUCGCCGACGGCAACUGGUACCAGGCGGUGGUCGAUCGCACGGGCUCGAAUGCGAAGUUAAUCAUUUAUGAAGAAUUGCAGGACGGCUCCGUGGCCAAUCAUACAAGCGAACAGCCAUUGCUUGGCGCUAACAAUGUGUUCAAUGUCGAUCGCAACAGCCGUUUGUUCGUUGGCGGUUUGCCACCGCCAGCUGACUUCACGCCACCGCACGAUAUACAAAGCAAUGCUUUCGAAGGCGAGAUCGAAGAUCUCAGAAUAGGCGAUGAGCAUGCGGGCUUGUGGAACUUUGUAUUUGGUUUGGAGAAUAAUCAAGGCGCAUUGCCGCGGAAUAAAUUACUAACCGAGGAGAUACCACCAACAGGCUAUCGCUUCAAUGGCAAUGGCUAUGUGUCGCUAAAGGCCGCACCCUACAACUUGAAGGCACGCUCCAGCAUACAGUUCAGCUUUAAGGCAUCGAAAGAUUCCAAAGACGGUCUGAUGUUCUUCUACGGCCGCAAUGAUCAGUUCAUGUCUGUCGAGUUGGUGAAUGGUGGUGUAUUCUUCCGCUACAAACUGGGUGAGCAUUUGGUCUCAGCGGGCAGUGAAGAUCGCUACAAUGACGACAAAUGGCAUGUAGUGGUGGCCGAACGCGACGGCAGACGCGGUCAGCUGAAGGUCGACAAUGUAUUGAUAUCGCAGGAAGAAGCGCCAGCCGAUGCCAGCGAGACAAUGCAAAUACCCAAACGUAUCUUCUUUGGUGGCUACCCUGGCAAACGUAAUCAUUCGGCCGUUGUUGAGCAGAACUUCGAUGGCUGCAUUGAUGAAGUGUCCAUUUCGGGUACAAAGGUGGAUUUGGGUAACAACAUGCAAGCACAUGGCGUCAAGCCAGGUUGUCCGAAGAAGUUCUCAACAGUUUUGGCAUAUCCGCCAAAUGAAUACGGCUACCUGCGCAAGGCUAACGUGUCGUCGGACAAUAAGCUGAAUGUAAAUCUUAAGUUCAAGACACGACAACGCGACGGCGUGCUCUUCUAUGGCGCCAAUCACGAUCAGAGCGCGAAUAUAGGUUUGACACUGAACGAUGGCUAUUUGACGUUGCGCAGCAUGGGCGCUGAAGUGGUAUCGGACAUGAAGAAGCUGAACGAUGGCGAGGAGCAUGUGGUGACUGUGCAACAUGAUGGCGAUCAGUUGCGCCUGUCCAUAGACGACACGGAAGAUAAACGAUUACCCUACACGCCGGAGCCAUUGUAUAUACAAGCAGGCGAUGUGUUCUUUGGCGGUUUACCGGAUAAUUACAUACCAGUGCGUAACGCGCUUCCCACCUUGGCAUACUUUGUGGGCUGCAUUAGCGAUGUGACAAUCAACGGAGAGAUCGUCAAUUUCGCUGACAGCGCUGAAAAGCGCAAUGGCAAUAUCAAUAAUUGUCCAACAGAUAUUUUAGCUUAUGACGUUGCUGAUGUGCCAUUGUACUUCCCUCAAGGCGCAAAUGAGCUACUACCAGAGCCGGAGUAUCCCGGUAACUUUGCCGCACCAGCUCUACCGCCAUUAGCGCCAUUCGCGCCCACGCAGGCGCCACCCAUAACCACAACGACAUCACGUCCCGUUGAAGUUGCGACUGUAACCAGCACUACAACAACGACAAAGCUACCGCCUACACAGAGUCCUCCCAUUAUGGAAACACGUUUCGGUGAGGGCGAGGAAGUAGAACCAGAACGCGAGGGAGAAGCAGAAUCAGAACCAGAAACAGAACUCGAAAAACAACCCGAGGCGAAACCAUUGCCACCAUUACUGCCUGAGAUCGGCCCGGCAAGACCCGCACUGCCACAAAAUCAACCAGAAGAUCCACGCUGCAAACUUCCAACGAAUCCAAACUUCGAUGUCGACUAUAACGAAGCUGGUUAUCGUUUAUAUUCGAUGCGUGAACAACGUCUCGAAAUAGCGCCACCAACUAAGUUGCGCAAACAAUAUGAUGUUAGCCUGCGCUUCAACACUGAAAACCCAGUUGGUUUGCUCUUCUAUGCGGGCAGUAAGCAACACAUCGAUUUUAUAGCGAUCUACCUUGUGGAUGGCAAAUUGCAUCAUAAGGUGAGAAUGGGACGAGAUGAAGUAGAGGUUGCCAGCAAGGAAGAGGUGAAUGACGGCGAAUGGCAUACCGUUAAAAUAACGCGCAAACAACACAUCGUCACGCUGUUCAUCGAUCAAAAUGAAGUGGACUCAGCCAGCGAAAGUGUGGAUGACAACUAUGAGUUCAAUGUACGCAACAUGACACUCUUUGUGGGUGGCGUGCCAAAGUUGUGGGAAGAAGAUCUCAACCGCAACAUCAAGUAUGUAGCUGAUGAGCAUCCCUUCUAUAAUGGUUGUCUCAAAGAGUUGCGGUUAAAUGAUUUACCGCUAAAGAAGGAGCCAGAAGCAUACCACACAGUGCCAUGCUCAACCGAGGUAGAACAGGGUUUGUUCUUCAGCAAACCGGUCGGCUUUGUGAAGCUCUUCGAUCGCUUCUCUGUGGGCACUGAUUUCAAUAUCAAUUUCGACAUCCGUCCGCGCGAACCCGACGGUCUACUCUUCUCUGUGCACGGCAAGAAUGCCUACAUGAUUUUGGAGUUGGUCGACAACAGUCUGGUGUUCACUGUCAAAUCAGACUCUAGAAAUAUUGUCACAACUAAUUACACGCUGCCCGAUAAUGGCAGCUAUUGUGACGGUAAAUGGCGUAAUGUGCAAGCAGUGAAGUCGAAAUUCGUAAUUACCAUUUCGGUGGAUUACAUAAGCACACAUCCCGGUGUUGGCACAGAUGGUUCAACGUUGACCAAGACAAAUCGUCCACUCUUCUUGGGCGGUCAUCAGGCCUUUAAUAAGGCGCCAGGAUUGAAGACCCGCAAAACAUUCAAGGGUUGCAUACGUAAUGUGCAAGUGAACAAGAAGACGGUGCGUAUUACACCGAAAAUGAUUCAUGGCGAUAUAUGGCAAGGCGUUUGCCCAUUAAAUUAGUCAACUAAUAAAGUGGGUGAGAAUUAUAAAAUUGAAACGAAAUUGAAAACGAUGACGACCGACGGUGAAAUGCUUGUAAACAAUACCAAUACUCUCAUAGCUCGAAUGCUACUCGCAAAACUGUAUUGGCAGCAGCAGCACCUUUCUCUUGACUAUGACGACUAUAACUAUGAUUUCUUAUUUUUCAAUAUAUAUUCAAUAAUUUUCUUCUCCUACAAUGUUUUAUUUGCGUUAAAUUAAGUAAAGAAAAUUUGUAUUGCCAUAUAUUU
Rhagoletis zephyria (snowberry fruit fly) is the source of this 10922-nucleotide messenger RNA. RefSeq names its product laminin subunit alpha (gene LanA). Gene Ontology annotation, biological process: animal organ morphogenesis; tissue development; axon guidance. Gene Ontology annotation, cellular component: basement membrane. Gene Ontology annotation, molecular function: extracellular matrix structural constituent; signaling receptor binding. NCBI's taxonomy places the organism in Eukaryota, Metazoa, Arthropoda, Insecta, Diptera, Tephritidae. The record is from RefSeq and is a predicted model, not a curated record.